Cyprinus carpio (common carp) is the source of this 1078-nucleotide messenger RNA. Its product is annotated as popeye domain-containing protein 3-like. The record is from RefSeq and is a predicted model, not a curated record. Lineage: Eukaryota; Metazoa; Chordata; Actinopteri; Cypriniformes; Cyprinidae. Gene Ontology annotation, cellular component: sarcolemma. Gene Ontology annotation, molecular function: cAMP binding.
GCGCAAUAAAGAGCUGUCGGUUCACAGAGCUUGAAGACUGCUACAGAUCAUAUCUCUUCAGAGGAGUGAUAUAUACGACGCUCGUCUAGCCAAUUAUUCAUUUUCCAUUAUGGAUCAUUUAACAGAGAAUAACUUGACAGCAAAGACUCUGGAAUACCCAGUGUGCUCAGAAUGGAAGGAAAAUCCUGAAGGAUCAAUGUUUCAUCUCGCACAUAUACUGCUGGUUUUGGGAUUUAUGGGAGGCAGCGGCUUUUAUGGAUUACUCUACAUGUUCAGCUUUUUAACGCUCGGGUUUUUCUGCUAUUCGAUCUGGGCAUGGUCCGAUCCCUGCACGACUGACUCGUUUUCAUGGACUUUCGCGCUUUUCGCCUUCUGUUUGGCACAAGUUGUUCAUGGCUCGUACCGAUUGCGCAGCGUCACUUUUGAUAAGGAGUUCCAGGAUCUCUACGAUUAUAUGUUCAAAAAGCUGGGAGUAUCCUUAACUCAUUUUGGAAAAAUCGUGGAGUGUUGUGAGGGCGAUAUCUACACUAUAGAUAAAGACCACUGCUUCGCCGUGGAGGGUAAAACCUCCAUCGACAAACUGUCCGUUCUUAUCUCAGGCAGGAUACGAGUGACGGUGAACGGGGAGUUUCUGCACUACAUCUAUCCAUUUCAGUUCCUGGACUCUCCAGAGUGGGAUUCCCUCAGACCUUCAGAAGAAGGGGUUUUUCAGGUUACGUUACGUGCAGAUAACAGGUGCAGGUACGUGGCGUGGAGACGAAAGAAACUCUAUCUGCUGUUCGCGCAGCACCGCUACAUCGCCAAGAUCUUCGCGCUGCUGGUGCGCAAUGACAUCGCGGAGAAACUCUUCUCUCUCAACGACAAGGCUUUCGACAUCCGGGGGUUCCGCUAUGAUCUCCGGUUACCAAGCUUCUGUCACGGACCAGAGACAGAAAUAGAAAACACAAGUGUAUCCCAGCCAGUGCUGGGACAGAGUGAAACCAAACCGGCAGAAAGAGACUCAUGAGAAACGCACGCUCCAAUGUUCUGUAGUCUUAACUGAUGCUAAUUAAUUGUCCUGUUUUUUUUUUUUUUUUUU